AUGUCCCGGCAGGCCUACCCAUCCUCCUCGGGCUCCCGCAGACCCAGCCAAUCCGGUACACGGCCCCUCGUGAUCAGCAGGCCGACCCGCCCGACCACGCCCACAUCAAAUGGCUCGGUCCCGCAACCGCUGCACGGCUCGCCCUCCAACGCGCCCUCCCGCCCAGACAGAUCGGCCUAUCGCGCGCCCAGGCCACCCCUCGAUUAUCCUGCCUCCGAUUCACCCUCUUACUCUCGUCCUCCGAGAGAGCGCGAGAGACAGGACAGCGUCAGCACCACCCGCUCAGAUGCCUCCAUGCCCUACCCCGCUCACCGCAACGGCGGGCCCACAGCUGCCGCCCGGCCUCCUCGGAACAGGCCGAACCGCUCUGGCACCGUCGGCACCGUGUCCUCUGAUGGCGACGGAGAAUCGCCUGCUUCUCUUGGAAACGUGCUCUCCGCAUUCGCAGGUGCGAGCCGGAAGAAGACGCUGGACGAUGAAGAGUGGGAGAGGAUGCGGCAGGAAGAGCUCGAGGCCGAGCAGAGGCGACAGAAGAGGAUAAGGGAUAAGGUUCCAGGACGCAGGACGAAUGGUCGCGCAAAGGCCGGGGACAUCGAUGCCAUCUUGGACGAAAUCAAGGACGAGUGGGCUUAUGUCACCGAUCCGGACUUCAACCCCGUCGAACUCGCCCUACAACUACUCGACGAUGCAUCUUCCGGGCAGGGCAUGGCCUCAUUUCGACAAACGAAGAAGAUGCUUUCGCGCGCUCUCCAGGGCUCGGUCGACAAGCACUACCAAGCAUUCGCGGCUGCGCUUCCCCAUCACGCAUCACUCGUCUCACACUUGACUACGACGCAGGGCCAUAUCAAGGAUGCCCGAACCGCGUUACAAGAAACGAAGGACGCGCUCGGCAACAAGCGCUCCGAUCUAGUACAGCUAUGGACUCGAAAUCAGACAUUGGAGGAAAUGCUGCGUAUUCUGGACCAAAUCGAGCGCCUCAAGCUGGUUCCAGACGUGCUUGAGAGUCUGAUGUCCGAAAAACGGCUGCUGCAAGCCUCCAUACUCCUCGUCAGGAGCUUGAAGACCAUCAACAAGCAGGAUAUGCUCGAGAUUGGUGCCGUUGCUGACCUACGCAGUUAUCUUGUCGGGCAAGAGUCGGCUUUGCGAGAUAUUCUCCUUGACGAACUCCACAGUCAUCUAUACCUCAAGUCCUUCUGGUGUGAGAACCGUUGGGCUCCUUAUACCCCUAAUCAACAGUCUCUCCCUCCAGUAGAAUUCGAAGAAUUGCCACUCCCAGCCGACUUUCAACGACCACCAACACCGACUACGCCUACACAGGCAGAGCCGUCCAAAUCGUCCCGUCUGACACGCUACAUCCACGACCUCACCUUGAGGCCAAACGACCCCCCACAUGGUCUCAACGAGGCCGAGUCCCUCGCUGUAUCUGGCGGUCUCUCAGCCAGCUCGUCCAUUGUGAACUUGAAUGCGAGCACGACCUCAGCGUCCUUACAAACCGCCGCUCUUGAUACUGGUGAGGCGCCAGACGUCAAUCCCGAAACCGACUCAUUCGCCUAUAUCGAGACAUUACUGGAGUCACUCGCGGUUCUCGGGAAGCUAGGCAGUGGUCUUGACGUAGUCGCACAGCGAUUGCCGAACGAGGUGUUUUCGCUUAUCGAGGCAACAGUUGACGAAGUCGGCGAACGUUUGGAGUAUGGCCGUAGAGCAUCGACCAACCUCAGCAGUUCCAUAUCUGGGGCUGUCACUCAGCCGCACACUACCUACGUCUUCGCCUCACAGACAGGGAUUGGCACCAGCUCUGAGUUGCCUGGCGGCGGUUUGGGGCGAGCAAAGGGGCAGGGAUUCGCAACGUCUCGGUUGCGACUCACCGCUCUGGAGUCCUCGUCGAAGCAGGUGGAUCAUGAGAUCUUGCGAGAUCUCUUUUGGACGGUGUACUCCAAGCUGGACGCCGUGUUACAAGGCCUUCGCGUAGUAUCUGAGGUCGCUAAUCGCAUUGGGUCCCGGCGCGACUUUCACGACACGUCCGGUGCAAAACCCGGAUCCCUAUUUCCUCUCUCGGAGUUGUGGAUACCAAUCCAAGCCGAGGUCCGGACACUACUCUAUGACUAUGUGACUGAUGAGGAGCAAGGACGUAUGUCCGGCCGCAAUCCCAUUGCCUCUAUCAACGACGUUCUCCGAGACGGCCGCUUCAACCGAGACAAAUCCAAGCACGUCUUCCGAUUCGCCGAUACAGAUGUCAAGCUCUCCAAUAAGAGUUUACGUCCUCACGAAGAUGAGCUCACCCGAGUGCUCCGCGAUACCGUGCCAGGUCUCGUGCAAGGCUCGACAGAAACCUCGGUGCAAGCAACCCUUUCUUCGGUCGGUACGGACGAGCGUCUACUCGGGAUUGAGCAACAUCACCGCCUUCUCAUCAGACCGGACGCUUUCCACGUCAGCGUGCUGUUCCAGCCCAUGUUGGCUUUCCUUGACCGUGUGUCCUCAAUCUUACCGUCUGGAUUCGAGUCGGCACGGGCGUCCAGAGCUGUGAUGGAGGAGUUCGUAUUAGACGUGUACCUUCCUCAGUUGGAGGAGAAGGUUUCAGCACUGUUCCAUGGCGCUGUCAGCGGACCGGAGGCCUUCCAACCAGACCCUGCUUCCUCCUGGCUUUCCACAAAGCCCCUCGUUCACGCUAGCACACAGCUUAUGGCACUCAUCAACUCGCUCUGCACAAUGCUCAUGACCUCGCCCUUCCAUCGGGAUAACUACGCUCGUUUCAUACUUACCGUCAUAAUCCAAUUCUACCAGCGAUGUAGUGAUCGUUUCCAGUCCUUGGUGGCGACUGGAGAGUCACAGCUGCUGGGGCCGGAUGCAAGAGUCGCUCUCGCAGCGCAAUGGGCCCAGAAUCCGGAGAUGAUCACUUGCUUGUCGCAACUGCUCGAUUGCCCGCCUCAAGCAGAUGUGAAACGGCGCGAGCUCUGCCGCCAAGAGCGAGAUGUCGAGACGACACUGCUCGCUGACGGUGUUGUAGAGAAAGACGAUCUCGUACAUCCCUCUAGAAACUUCGCGUCACUUGGUCAUUUGUACCGCAGUGUCACCUGGUUCGCCUCCGCGCUCAGCCGACUGAAGACGGACGCGAUGCCGGACGAAGCCAAUCCAGGUUCACCGAUGACAGCUAUCACCGCGACCACGCCCUUUUUCCCUGUUCCUCCUUCUACUACGCGUACUUCGACAUCCGACAUCCAAUUGCCAUUGUCACGCGAGAUGGCCAUGCGUUUUCACGCGCUGCUGAAGACAUACGAACAACUUGCAGAGUUUAUUGUCUACGCUAUGCGAAUGGACGUACGGGCGCGCAUCAUCUACUAUCUCGAUCUGGCCUUUCGUCAUGGUAAUUACUGUCCUGACCGCGAGGUCGGCGAGCCCGAUCCACAUAUCAUCGAUCUCAACCUAGAACUAGCCGAGCUGGAUGACAUUGUUGCUAGCACAGUUCCAGGGACUGAACAACACUUCAUCUUCGAUGGUGUUGGGUUACUCAUGGAUGAGCUUUUGGUGUCGACCGCCCGUAAUAUCCGUAAGGUCAAUGCGAACGGUGUCAAGAAAAUAUUCCGCAAUAUGCUGGCGCUUCAGCAAUGUAUCAAGACGAUUGUGAACGACCCACGUGACACGGAGUUUGAGCGCGCGAAGCAGUAUUGGGCGCUCUUUACGCUGAACCCCGCUGAUAUGCUCGACAAGGUCCGCCAGAAGCAGGUGUUUAGCUUCGACGAGUAUAAGGUCAUGCUUGAUCUGCAAUGCGGCGUCGACCCUACACUCGGGGAGAAGUCUGCGUCGCAGGCGAUGGACCGCAACUACAGCAUGUACGUUAUCGAAUUGCACGGGAUGGAGCUGGAGGACAAAGGUGAAGGACUAUAA
Peniophora sp. CBMAI 1063 is the source of this 3882-nucleotide messenger RNA. The record is from the annotation of a GenBank genome assembly. NCBI's taxonomy places the organism in Eukaryota, Fungi, Basidiomycota, Agaricomycetes, Russulales, Peniophoraceae.